Vitrella brassicaformis is the source of this 2058-nucleotide messenger RNA. NCBI's taxonomy places the organism in Eukaryota, Vitrellaceae. The record is from the annotation of a GenBank genome assembly.
CCGCACCGUUUGGUCAACCACGUCUGGCUUCUCGUCUUUGCUUUCCAUUCGACACAGUAUCCACACGAGUGCGGCCUCACUGAGUCGGUCGAGCGUAGGUGUGUGCUGCAGCACAGGAGCCAACCGCUGCAAUGCACGUCCACACUCAACACCACCAGUGAGAACGUGCACUCGCACAUCCAUCACACGGUUCAGCCCAAGUGAACCACACGUGACACACACACCAAAUGUCUGAGAGCAGUGUCCCAGCAGCUGUAGCUGUCGGUCAGUUGUCAUCAUCGAGCUCUCCCUCGUCUCCCUGAUCCUCCUCCGGUAGACUUGGUGUGUCCCUCGCUUCCUUCCAUUUCUCCCACCAGCUGCCCCGCUCACACUGGAUCUUCAUGUGCAGCUGCACACAUCACACCACACCAGCACACAAAGGAGGAGGAAUCGACGUUUUCGUCCGUUGUGCGGCUGCUCACCAUCUGCAGCCACUCGUCGAAGACGUCUUCUUGCAGGCGGCCGGCAGCGCGGCUGCUGCAGGCAGCGACCUCAGGCAAGAUGGCCCGCCUCACGUACGCUUCUGCCAUGUCGUCAUAGGCAUCCAGACGCAGCGGCAAACCCGACGGCCUAACAGAAACAACACACAUUCCCCGUGAACACGUCUGUCCGUUCAUGUGUUUGUCGGCUGGAUAACUCACUUUCUGUCAUAGAAGCCGAAUUGACAUCGGUCAAGGAAGAGUCCACACGCCGGCACCAGGAGUAUGUGGCCCCUCACGGCCGCGUCAGGCACGAACAUCCGCUCCAGCAGUGAAUCGAUAUCCACACACUGACCGUCCUCCAGCUGCACCAGUCGGCAUCGGUCUCCGGCUUUUCGGCGGAGGAAUGCCUCACACGCGAAGCCGACCAUGCGACGGAUCUGGUUGUACAGGAAGCCUGACCCUUUCACCUGACCGAACAAACAAGACUCAAUCAGCACAGCACCUGUAUGGGUGUGAUGUCGUGCGGUGUGUGAUCGAUCUUGCCUCAAUGCGGAGGAACUGCUCGCCGUCGAUGGUGACGGGCUCGUCCAAGGCCUCACAGCGGUCCAUUGAUCGCAUGGCCUGCGGACUGCCGGCAGCCACACCUUUGGCGAAAUUGCUGUAGUCGUGCCGGCCGAUGAACCUCGCGAGCAGACCGUUGAGGGAGGAAAUGUCCUCUCGGGUGACCCUACAGAAAACACCUAUUGUUUGUCAGUUUGUUUGUCGCCAGUCAGUCAGCACUCACCAGAAGCUCUUUCUUUCGCCCUGGAUGGCCGCCAGGUGUGGCUGCACAUCAGACAGUGCGAAGUCAUCCCGGAUGGGCACCAGGGGAGCCAGACAAGAGGCGGGGAGCAUGUACACGUACUGCCGCGAGCUGCAGAGGAAGCGAGGGCUGAACGAAGGCACCACCCUUUGGAUGCCCAAGACCUCGAUAGCGUCGCCGCGCCGCCUGAGCUCCUCGUUGAGCAGACUGCGGUACUCCUCGAAGCCCAAUGUCCUGUCGGGCUGGACCUGGGCAGCCAACACCCAGCGGGCAGCAUGGACGCCCUUGUCAGUCCGCGCACUCCUUGAUAGGUCCAACUGCAUGUCAGACAGGCAGCAAGAAAGCCUACAAUGGAUUCCCGUUGCUGCUUUGGUCACUCAGUUACCUUCCAGUCGCUGGCGGCCCUCUUGGGGUCGACAAUCAGCCUGACGUUCUCUGACGCCAUGGCGUCGAUGAGGGAUCUCUCGAUGGUUGGUUCAGCCGUGGCAGAUCUGACAUCGGAAGGGCACCCACUCUAUAUAUGCACAGACACACAAGCUUUCUCACCGUUGGCAGCCAUAGUAGGGUGUGCCGAGGUAGCCGACGACAAACAAUAGCUUCCGGCUCUUCCGUGGCUUGAACGGAGGCGGUGUGGUGGGAGCAGGUACUGAGUCAACACCCUCCAUGUUGCGCCGAGUCUGGUGCACGCUGCUCGGCAGAGAUGGGAUGAAAGAGGGCCGACACUCUCCUGCAGCUACACUGAUGAUCAGGCCGAUGGCCACAAGGAGCAUUCUCUUCGCCUGGCCUCGCGCAGAU